AUGGAGAAGAGCAUUCAGUACUGGGUGGAUCAUCUGCGCCUUCAGCCCCACCCCGAAGGCGGGUUCUUCGCAGAAGUGCUGCGCUCAAGCGAGAUGAUGAAAACGGACAGGGGAGAGCGCUGCUAUUACAGCAGCAUUUACUUUUUGCUGACGCACGAAAGCCCCUCACACUUUCAUCGCAUCAAGUCGGACGAGGUGUGGUACUACCAUGCGGGGGCGCCGCUGACGGUGCACAUCCUUCACCCGAGCGGCGCCCACGAGGCACUUCGGGUGGGCCCGAACCUUGAAAAGGGCGAGGUGUUGCAGGCUGUCGUGCCAAAGGGCGUCAUAUUUGGCUCCAGUGUUGAGGAGCCGGGUGCCUUUGCCGUCGUGAGCUGCAUGUGCUCCCCGGGAUUUGACUACGCCGACUUUGAGCUUUUUACAAAGGACCACCUCAUGUCCCUCCACCCGCAGCAAAAGGACAUUAUUGACAGGCUCGCCUACGACACACUCACCGCGUAG
Molecule: messenger RNA, 501 nt
Organism: Trypanosoma conorhini
Lineage: Eukaryota; Euglenozoa; Kinetoplastea; Trypanosomatida; Trypanosomatidae
Product: cupin
Exons: 1
Coding region: 1-501 (166 amino acids)
Cellular component (GO): intracellular anatomical structure
Source: RefSeq, a predicted model, not a curated record